AAACCACGUGAUGUAAACAAACAGACGACAGCGAACCGGUUGGCGGCGUGGACGAGUAUAUAAACACAUGCAUGGCGCUGCAACAGUGCCUUUCGGGAGGAAGGAAAAUGCUGAUGACAAACCUCCCUGGAAGCUCCACUCACAUUCGACACCUGUUUGGGUCAGGCAUACCAGUGCUGACACAAAAAUGGAACUAUAAAUCUGCAAAUUAUAAAUUAGCCAUUGAUGUAAAUAAAACUCCCAGCAGUAAUAGUACAAAAUGGCUGUGCACUAAGACGUUCAGUCCUGAUUAUUUACAAUUACUUGGAGUCAAAAGUGGUAAAGAAUCCAGUGAAAAUAAUGAUGACGAUGAAGCUGAUGGCAGUGAUGACGAUGAGAAUGAGAAGGGCAAUGAUGACAUAGAUGUGGAAGAAAUCCAAACACAGGUGGAAGACAUAUUUAUGAACAAAAACGAAAUGACAAGUGCAGAGUGGAAAGACACAAUAAAGCUGAUGGCAAUUCAAAACAGUCAAAUAAGCGACGUAAGCUGCGAUGCAAUAACAAUGAAGAAGUGCUUGAGGUACGGGAACUACCACCUGGCUAACUCUUACCUGCACCACAUAGAACAAGAGGGUAGAGAGCUCAACCUGUCCACCCUUGGGAGUUACCUGCAGCUGUGUGGGGAGCAGGUGGAGCAGUGUGGGGAAGCGCGGGUCCUGGAGUACUACCACAAACUCAUGAGUCAAGUUAGGGUGCUUGAUGUCAGACUCCUGAAAAAUGCCAUUGUGGGCGUGACAGCAACCCAGGAGUGGCGGCGUGCGCUGGACCUCAUGCAGCGCCACAAGAAGAUCGCAGCAGUGUGCACAGUGGUCUACAGCAGCAUCACCGUGGCAGCCUUCAGGAGUGGGGACUAUGACCUCGGCUGGCAGAUCUUUGACACUAUGAGAGAGGAAGGACAGGACCCUCAGGACAGUGUGUUCAUGGAGUGGGUGAGGCAGUGUGAGGCGGAGAAGGACAGGGCACAGAAGGAGGCCAUGUUGCACACCCUCCUUCACAAACUGGGGACAUUCGAGACCUUCCCAAGUGUGGCUGUAGCGAAGGAGCUGACGCGCUUCUGUAGGGAAGGCCUAGGGUGGUCGGCUCACUACCUCAAGAUGACCAGAGGUGGAAGAUGUCCAGCCUGCAAGCAUCAGAUGGAGAUGAAGGGAGUGGAAAAAGAGGAGUUCAGGAAGCUGCAGGAAGAGUUUGUGUCGCGGGUGUUGUUGGGCUCCGACAUCUUCCGCUCCACCGACCCGGAGGAGUGGCAGUCUUUCCAGACGCUGGUGGAGAAGCAGGGGCCCUUCUCAAUGGUGGUGGAUGGCCUCAAUGUGGCCUACGUCCUCGGCAAAAAGAGUCCCGCAUCUCGCGAAAAGGCUCUUCGAGAUGUAGUGGGGCAGGUGUUGGAGCAGCAUCAACCUGGCAGCCGCGUCUUGGUGCUCGGCCGGCAGCACAUGAAGCAGUGGGUGCGGAAGAUGAAGUGGGACGUGAAGAAAGUCUGCGUCUUCACCAUCAGCAACAUGAGCAAGGAUGAUGCGUUCUUCUUGUAUGCGGCACUCCAGUCUGGGCUCAGCUCCAAGUUUAUUACGAGUGACAUGCUCCGUGACCACCUAUGGCGCCUGAAGGACCGCCACCUGCAGGACACGUUCAGGAGGUGGCAGAGGACGCACCAGGUGAUGGUCUGCUCCACGGGGGGCCGCGCACGCCUCCUGUACCCAGCCAAGUUCAGCACGGUGGCACAGCAACAACUGCUAGACCAACAUGAACAAGAACAAAACCAUCGGUCAUCCCAAUCCCAAGCCCGCUUCCCCAGUACCUGGCACGUUCCUUAUGAUGACGGACAACCGCGCCAAUCCUACGAGCUCCCGCUGAAUUGGCUCUGUCUCCACCCUACUCUGGCCCUCUCGCCCCCGCUCCCUCCAGCCGUCAGCCUCAACCCCAUCAUUUCCACCCCGGCCCCCAAACCCCCGCACACCGCUGCCUCCAUUUACGGCUCCGAUACGGCUGAGAGCUUCCUCCAUCGUCAUCACCAUCGUGAGCUUCCCCCGAUGAUGAAGAAGGGUCGAACUAGUGGUGCUGAUGGUGGUACCCUGGUUGAUGAUCCUGAUAUGGACUAUAACUUCGCUAGGAAAGGACGACCCCAGCAGCAGCAGCAGCGAAGGCAGAGUAGAUGGGGGGAUGAUAGAAAAGAGGGCAAUAGGGAAGAAGUUCGUGUUAAAUUCGGUAGAUUCAGAGUGAGUGAUUAUGUUUCUUCUCCUCCUCCUUUUUCUUCUCCAGCUAAGAACAGGAAGAAAAGCAUGCUGGGUAAGAAAGACCCGCCUAGACUCAGUGAAGUAAAGUUAAGGUCUAUAUUUGACGAAGAUGAAAGGUAGUAGUAAUGGUAGCUGUUAUAAAUAGCACUGUAGAUAAAAAGUAAAGUAAGGGGCAUACACAAUAGCUUCAUUUUGCGUCACCUCUGUCUUUGACCCCGGGACGCAGGGCUGGUGCAGAUUUCCGGGUUGCCACAGUUUGCCUCCAACAGGUGUCCACAGGUGUUCAUAUAUCGACCAGCCAGAAAGGGGGGAUAAACAGCUGGGUGGGGGUCAAUUUUGCAGCUGUGAGUGUUAAACCAGUCGCACCACCACACAUAUGUAUUACUAUUAUUAUUUUUUUAUUGUUAUUAUUUUGAUAUUGUUGUCUUAUCAUGUCCACUUAGUAUGUAUAUCAGUAGAACGUUCAAUGACACUUUUUUUAGCAUUUAUACUUGAUUGAUAAACUUGUGACUUUUGCAUUUA
Molecule: messenger RNA, 2789 nt
Organism: Eriocheir sinensis (Chinese mitten crab)
Lineage: Eukaryota; Metazoa; Arthropoda; Malacostraca; Decapoda; Varunidae
Gene: mldr
Product: mitochondrial ribonuclease P catalytic subunit-like
Exons: 10
Coding region: 72-2387 (771 amino acids)
Biological process (GO): tRNA 5'-leader removal; mitochondrial tRNA 5'-end processing
Cellular component (GO): mitochondrion; mitochondrial ribonuclease P complex
Molecular function (GO): ribonuclease P activity; protein binding
Source: RefSeq, a predicted model, not a curated record